GAAUUAAAAAGCCCUGCCAAAUACUAGACAGCUAAACAAACACUUGCUGUAGAACAUGACUUGAUUGGGCUGUACUUCAAAUUAUCUAUCGCGCGCUUUUUGGUAUUUACAUACUCGAGUCAUCUGUAAAGGUAGUUUUAUGUAUAAURCUCAAACUUGAUGGCUUGGAACUUCAAAAUGACACGACUCAGUCUUACCGAAGAUAAAGGGAUUACAAUUACAUAGUUAACAUUGAUUCGAUUCAGGUCUCAACGAAGAGGAUCUAUCUCUCCAUAUUUCAGAUUCUGCCAAGACCCUAAUGGUUCGCUAGUGAUUAGCUAGGAUUCAAGGCAAUGGCUUCCCUUUAUGAAUAUCCUGCUUUGAUAAGAGAGCUUUACUCAAGACAUGCUUCAACACAAGUCAUUGAGGCUUUUCUACUUGUUGUUCUUAUGCUUCUGGCAUUGUUUGGUAAUGCGUUGAUAUGCUAUGUCAUCGCAAUGAACCAACGACUGAGAACUCCGUCCAAUAUGCUGGUGCUCAACCUUGCUGUCUCUGAUAUCUUAAUGGCUGUAAUCUGUAUGCCUUUAUCGCUUGGUGUUUUGAUUAGUGGACGUUGGCCUUAUGGUGUUGCAAUGUGUGACAUUCAAGGAUUUCUUAUUUUCUCAUUUGGCAUAGUAUCUGAGGCCACAAUGUGUGCAAUCGCCAUCAACCGAUUCUUCGCCAUAACGAAGCCGUUCCUUUUUACGUCAUUCUUCGCACCGCAACAAAUCCGCAUCAUGAUCGUGUUUCUAUGGUUACUKCCAUUCCUAGCAACAGUACCGCCAUUGGCUGGGUGGGGUUACUAUGCCUUUCAGCCCGGAAAAGCGUUUUGUAUUUAUCCAUUUAACGUUAACAUCAUAUACACAAUAUUAGUGGAAGUACUAUUCAUUGCUUUGCCAUCCAAUGUCAUCGUCAUCUGUUACAAAAAGUGCUAUACAGCUAUGAAGCAAAAUAACAGACGAGUAGCUGAUAUGACUAUGGGGGGAGGGAGUCAGGCUGGCGUGCACAGGCGAGCACAGGAAUCSCGCGCGACAAGGACUAUGAUGAGCGCUACCGCUGGCUACAUGAUCUGUUGGAUUCCCGUCGCCAUUAUCGAUUUUGCUGAUGUUGGCACAGGUGGUGGUAACCUUCCCCGUCAAGUGUACAUGCUGAACGCAUUUCUAAUCUACUUAUCGAGCACUAUCAACCCUUUUAUUUAUUGGAUAAUGAACAAGGACUUCAAACGAGCCUUCAACAACGCACUCCCUUGCCUUWCUGCAAAACAUAGCGAUGGAAGUCAUUCAUCGGAAGAUACUAGACGAGGAACGCAAGGUAUGGGAAACCUUGAUCAGUCCUCGACUCAAACCACAAAUACUGUAGGCAGUCCGAUCACUGAACAAGCCGUCUGGAAAAACGUGAAAAGUAAGCUGUGCAGUGCUAUGGAGUCACUACAUGAACGUCUCCGUUCAAGAAACACUUUUAAUAAAGUCAUCGAGGAUUGGCUACUCGUUUUGCUCGUCGUACUCGGCACGUUUGGUAACGCGUUGUUUUGUUAUGUCAUUGCACGAAACCCACGUCUGAGAACCCCGUCCAAUAUGUUGGUACUAAACUUAGCUGUAUCRAACAUCCUAAUGGCGAUGGUCUCCAUGUCGCUGUCACUAGGGGUCUUAAUCACUGGACGGUGGCCUUAUGGAGAAAUAGUGUGCGAUGUCCAGGGCGUUUCCGUCUUUACAUUUGCAAUUCCAUCAACGUUGUCGAUGUGCGCCAUUGCGGUCAGUCGUUACUUUGCCGUCGUGAGACCAUUCCUCUAUGGCAAGAUUGGGACGAGAGGGCAUCUUUGGAAGCUGAUACUUGUCCUAUGGUUGGUGCCUCUCGCUGCAUCAACGCCCCCCCUGACGCAGUGUGUCGGUGUCUAUGAAUUCCAUCCUGGAAAAGCCAUGUGCAUCUAUCCGUUCAAUACCAACAUACCAUAUACUUGUUUUGUCGAGAUUGUAUUUGUYUUGAUACCUGCUAUUACCAUAGUCGUGAGCUACUGGAAGUGCUAUAUAGCAAUGAAGAGAAACAGUAACCGUAUCGCUGACAUGACGUCAAGGAACCGCGAUMAUCGACGAAAAAUCAAAGAAUUUAAAAUCACUCGAAUGAUGAUGGCUGCAACCGCUGGAUUCACAAUUUGCUGGCUUCCAAUUUCGGUCGUCGACUUUGGAGAUUUGGCAACAGGUGGUGGCAAGUUUCCUCGUCAGGUUUAUCUUAUGUACAUGUAUUUACUCUAUCUCACAAGUACGAUCAACCCGUUCAUUUACUGGCUYAUGAACAGCGAGUUCAAAGAAGCUUUCCGUAAAGCACUGGCUUGCAUAUUUACCACGCCGCAGUCUGCCGAAUCAACUGAAGUUUCUCCAGUUAACAUGUCACUACGUGCUAAGGAUCAGCGCGAGCUAUAGUGAMUAGAGGUAUGCUUUGCUGUCUAGAAGUCUCAAGGCCUUGAAGRGAAAAUAGAGGACAUCUUUUUUCAUUUUCAUUCUGGACUCAGUAAGUUUAACUGGACUUUACUGAGC
Exaiptasia diaphana is the source of this 2549-nucleotide messenger RNA. Its product is annotated as octopamine receptor beta-1R. Gene Ontology annotation, cellular component: membrane. NCBI's taxonomy places the organism in Eukaryota, Metazoa, Cnidaria, Anthozoa, Actiniaria, Aiptasiidae. Gene Ontology annotation, molecular function: G protein-coupled receptor activity. The transcript has 9 exons. Bases 333 to 2435 code for a protein of 700 amino acids. The record is from RefSeq and is a predicted model, not a curated record. Gene Ontology annotation, biological process: G protein-coupled receptor signaling pathway.